AUGAAGCCCACCACGACCCUCGUCGCCCUCGCCCUCGCCGGCAGCACUGCGCUCGCGGCCCACUCGCACGAGCACGCGCCCCUCGCCGCCCGCGCCGCCGCCGCCCACCCGGGCAUGCAGCGCCGCGUCGUCGCCAAGCGCCAGCUCGUCCAGGGCCUCGUCGACGGCCUCCUCGGCGGCGCCCAGUCGUCCUCGGCCCCGGCGGCGGCGACGGCUGCCACCAACGCGGCCGCUUCGAAUGCGCCCGUCGCGCAGGCUUCUUCGGCGGCGACGAGCGCGGCGGCGGGAGCUGCGUCGAGCGCUGUCGCUGCGGCGCCCGCGAGCGAGUCGGCGCAGGGGCAGCAGGACGAGCAGACGAGCGCGACGAGCGCGGCGACCUCGGCCGAGCAGACCCAGGCGACCCAGGCGGCGACGAGCUCGGCUGAGGCGACGCGCGACACGGCGACCGCUGCGGCCGCGACGAGCAGCAGCAGCAGCGCCUCGGCUGUCGAGCCGUCGUCGGCCGGGACGACGACCGUCACGCAGGUCGUCAGCGCGUCCUCGGCGAGCAACACGGUCGUCUCGACCGACAGCGCCCUGUCGAGCGGCUCGCCGAGCGCCUCGUCGUCGUCGGCCUCGUCGUCGGCGUCGCUCGCCGCCGACUCGAAGGACGACUCGUCGUCGGGCGGCAUCAGCAAGGCCGUCCUCAUCCCGCUCAUCGUCGUCGCGAGCGUCGUCGCCCUCAUCGGCGCCAUCUGGACCAUCGUCCGCAAGACGAAGUUCUCGCCCUCGCGCCGGUUCGAGGCCAAGCUCGCGCCGAUCGACUAUGCGCCCGACGCCGUCCACCGUGACGGCGACAUGGACGGCGACCACGAUGCCAUCCUCGCCCACGCGAGGAACGGCAGCGUCAUGUCGGGCGGCCACGCCGGGUACGGUGCGGGUGCCGGCGGCGGGAGCUACGGCGCGCACUAUGCGGCGAGCCUCGCGAGGAGCGACUCGGGCAAGACGAGCGUGCGCGGCGGCAUGCCCAUGAGCGAGUCGAUGCACAACGUCGCGGCCAUCCCGUACGCCGGCCCGGCUUACGUCGCCGCCCCGUACGGCGGCCCCGCCUUCACCCCUGUUCAGCCCGGCUACCCGCAGGCGCACGAGCAGGCGUACGCCUACGCCGACCUCCACCGCGCCGGCUCGUACUCGCACCCGCCCAACCCGUACGCCGGCAACGUCGAGGUCGACAUGCGCUCGGCGUCGCCCGGCCUGCACCGCAUGCCGACGUCGCGCAGCGGCAUGAUGUCGCCCGGCCCGGCCUCGAUCGCGUACAACCCGCCGCGGUACUGAGCGUCUCGCCCGCUCGCCCUCGCGCACGGACCUCGACUCGCCCUAGUUCUCCCUCUCGCCGUUCCCCUGUUGCAUAGCCCCC
Messenger RNA from Rhodotorula graminis WP1, 1396 nucleotides. RefSeq lists its product as uncharacterized. NCBI's taxonomy places the organism in Eukaryota, Fungi, Basidiomycota, Microbotryomycetes, Sporidiobolales, Sporidiobolaceae. The record is from RefSeq and is a predicted model, not a curated record. The coding region runs from base 1 to 1314 and encodes 437 amino acids. The transcript is spliced from 3 exons.